Seriola dumerili (greater amberjack) is the source of this 947-nucleotide messenger RNA. RefSeq names its product Yae1 domain containing 1 (gene otulina). NCBI's taxonomy places the organism in Eukaryota, Metazoa, Chordata, Actinopteri, Carangiformes, Carangidae. The coding region runs from base 108 to 770 and encodes 220 amino acids. The transcript has 3 exons. The record is from RefSeq and is a predicted model, not a curated record.
GUUGCUGUUGCUGUUGAGGCAGCUGAGUAGUCUCAUGGUCGGUCGUACACAUGCCACAAAAACACUAAUAGUCGUCUUUAAAACAGGUUUUUAGUUUUGAACUAAAGAUGUCUUGGUUCAAAGCCGUGUCGUACAGUGGCGACGAUGUCUUCGACGAGAGUGGGGACGACCUCAGUCUUCAGAGGAAAGAGUGGAUCUCCAACAUGAAGAAGCGAGUCAGGGACGGUUUUGUAGACGGGAUUGAUGCCGGGGAGGAGGCCGCACUUCAGGUCGGGUUCAACCUGGGCUUCAGGGAAGGAGCUGCUCAGACUGUGGCUGUGGGUCGCCUUAAAGGAAUCGUAAGUGCUGUAUGGUGCUGGUGCCAGAUCGGGCAUCCGGAAAAGCCUGUCCCAGCCAGUGUGACUGAGCUCCUGCUACAGGUUUCACAGUAUGAAGACAAAAUGACAGACGGCAUCAGGAAGGCUUUUGAGAAUCCUCCUCCCAGUGUGAGCGACGUCUCCGAGAGCAUGGAGGACCUGGUGGUGGAGCAGGCAGAUCAGGGCUGUUGUGGAGGGGGAUGUGAAAAGACAGGCUGCUGCAGGAAAGAAGAAAAAAUGGACCUGGAUGUUUCUCACCAGCCACAAAAGCCCUGUUCAGGGUCCACUGACUGCUCGUCCAUCUCAGGUGAAGGUCUUACCCUCCUCCUCCAACACACCGUGGAUGUAGUGUCAGAGCUCGGACUGCCACAGGAGCUGAUCAGUCACAUACUGGAGCUGAAGAACAUGAAGUGACUUAAGAUCAGGGACCAAAAUCACAGCAGGUUCAAAGGAUGACAAUACUUGAAUGGGCACAUAAACUAUGAAACAAAACAGAUUACAAGUGUAAAUUUCUUACACAUUGCAAUGAAGUAUUUUUGAUGUAUAUAAUGUAAAAUAUGAUUUUACAUCUUGUUUUUUUUUUUAAAUAAA